CAGUUUAACCCAUCGUGGAGUUGACACCAUGAGAAUCUUCAGACCCUUGCUACAGGCCGCAAAACUUAAGGAGACGACAGGCCUUUACGGCGUCCCCGUCCAUCCCAACCCACGCCCGCACCUCAUCUCCUUGUACCAACGCAUUAUUCAUACUGCUGAGCGACUCCCCGCUGCCUCCGCUUACCGUCAGAGUGCCGAGGCUCUCGCAAAGCACCGAUUGGCUGUUGUUGAGAAACAUGAGGACGUUUCGGCUAUUGAGCAGGAAAUCCAGGCAGGCCAAAUUGAAGAGCUCAUAGAGCAAGCGGAGGAUGAGCUAAAGCUUAUACCCAAAAUGAUGGAUUUGAAGCCCUGGGAACCUUUGGAGGAGCCAGCACCUGCAGGCCAAUGGGAAUACUUUGGCAAGGGGAGAACAGCGUAGAUAGUUUUACACACAUAAAGACCCGAUAUCGAUAUAUUGUUUGAUGCUUUAUCCUUCCGCUUCCUAUUCUCUUGUUGCCCAAAUGCGAGCUUUCUCUCGACAGCUAUAUUUAUUAAUCCAGCAGAAUUCUUAACUGCGUUUGCGACGGUGCUUUGUAAACCUGAAUAUUGAUAUGGUCAGGUCAUCAACCUUUUUUG
Molecule: messenger RNA, 615 nt
Organism: Spizellomyces punctatus DAOM BR117
Lineage: Eukaryota; Fungi; Chytridiomycota; Chytridiomycetes; Spizellomycetales; Spizellomycetaceae
Exons: 3
Coding region: 29-418 (129 amino acids)
Biological process (GO): respiratory electron transport chain
Source: RefSeq, a predicted model, not a curated record